Macadamia integrifolia is the source of this 495-nucleotide messenger RNA. RefSeq lists its product as uncharacterized. The record is from RefSeq and is a predicted model, not a curated record. Bases 1 to 495 code for a protein of 164 amino acids. The transcript is spliced from 3 exons. NCBI's taxonomy places the organism in Eukaryota, Viridiplantae, Streptophyta, Magnoliopsida, Proteales, Proteaceae.
AUGGUUCAAUUAAGGAAUAAGAUGAAUAAAAUGCGAUUCGAUUACAGCGCUUUCAAGAAACUACUGGAUACUACAGGUUUUGGUUGGAAUUCUGUGACGAGGACCUGUACACUCGAAGAUGAGAGUGUUUGGGAUGUACAAAUCAAGGCAAAUCGUGAUUGGUCAAAGUUUAGGAGGAAUGGGCUACCACAUUGGCUUGAACUAUGUAUAAUUUUUGGGGAUUCAUAUGCUAGUGGGAUAAGAGGAUUCGGGAAUGAAUAUGAUUUCAGGUUUGAAGAGGAAUUGAGAGGUGUUGAUGAUGAGGUGGAUGCAGAUGUAGAUGUAAUUCCAACUACUCCAUUGGCUAAUACCUUGCCAACAGGUUAUUAUGAAAGCCAAGAUCCAGGAACUGAUCGUCCUAGAGUCAACAGAAGACUUGAUAGGACAACUACAGGAUAUAGGAAGAAGAGUAGGACAACUGGUAUUGAACACGCUAUACAGACCCUAGCCGAUUAA